Cyclopterus lumpus (lumpfish) is the source of this 12940-nucleotide messenger RNA. RefSeq names its product A kinase (PRKA) anchor protein 9 (gene akap9). Lineage: Eukaryota; Metazoa; Chordata; Actinopteri; Perciformes; Cyclopteridae. Bases 194 to 12448 code for a protein of 4084 amino acids. Gene Ontology annotation, biological process: signal transduction. Gene Ontology annotation, molecular function: molecular adaptor activity. The transcript is spliced from 54 exons. The record is from RefSeq and is a predicted model, not a curated record.
AUAGUUGGGUCUCAUGUUUACGUGGAAAACAUGGCGGCGGACUAUCCACAGGGAUACUGCACUUAGUAACCGCGACUGGCAGCAAGCUGGCAGCCGGACGAGACACACGUUAAACCGUUAGCUUUUAUAUUAUUCUCGCUGGUAUUUCGCAUGAAGCCGUUCCCCUCUCGUUUCAGCCACAGGGACCGCGGAGAUGGAAGACGAGGAGAGGCAAAAGAAGCUGGAGGCCGGCAAAGCAAAGUUGGCUGAGUAUCGCCAGAGAAAAGCUCACGCGGACUCCCAGAAGAAACAGAAAAAGAAGAAGAAAAAGAAGCCGGGAGAGGACUCAGAGGGGGAUUUGCAGAGAAGGGUGGAGGUUGAGCCGGAUCCGUGUUUAAGAAGAGAGGAGGUCUCGGGUGGAGGACAAGAUGGAUCACAAGAAGAAAAUACAGACCCACCCACCACAGAGUUUACCUUUGCCAGGACACUGCGGAGUGGAGAGACUGUCAAGCAUAACCAGACCUACACCAUAGAGCCGGAGAGCGAAAUGUCCACUACUGCUGAAGAUUAUUCGUCAGAGGUAAAUGGGUGCCAUGAUGAGAUGACAGAGAACCUAAUGAUGCCUUCGAAGGAUUUUAUCUGGGAGGAGGUGGAGUCCCUGCAACAGGUGACAAAGGGAGGUACGAUGGAGGACGCUCUAGCCUCCAAGACCCAGGCAGUGGAGGAGCUGAGUCGAGAGCUUGAAGAAAUCAGGGCUGCCUUUGGCACAGAGGGAGUACAGCAGCUGCAGGACUUUGAGGCUGCUCUGAAGCAGCGAGAUGGCAUCAUCACCCAGCUGACGGCUAAUCUCCAGCAGGCUCGUGAAGAGAAAGACGAAAUCAUGAAAGAAUUCCUGGAACUUACAGAGCAAAGCCAAAAACUACAUAUUCAGUUCCAGCAGCUGCAGGCGGGCGAGACGCUGAGGAACACCAGCCACAGCAGCACAGCAGCGGAUCUUCUGCAGGCCAGGCAGCAGCUCCUUCAGUACCAACCACAGCUGGAAGAGCUCCAGCUGAAGCUCAGUGAGAUGGAAAUGUCACAGGGCCGAUCAGAAGAAUCAUUCACGCUAAGGAUUAAUGAAAAGGACCUGCUAAUUGGUGAACAAGAACAACUUAUUUUGGGUCAGAAGCAGCUGCUGACAGAGUUGAGGACGACGGAGCAGUCUUUUGCACAAACACUGAAGGAGAACAAUCACUUGAUUUUAGAGCAAACUGCAAUAAUCACAGAACACGAGCUGUCGCUGACCCUGCUCCGAGAGGAACUUUCUCAUGUGGGACGGACUGCUGACGAGAGUAUUAUCAGCCCGUCAGAUGAGAAAGACCUGAUUAUAGCAGAGCAAGAGAGAGUCAUUUCAGAACGCGACUGCUCUCUUACCCAGCUGGAGGAUGAGCUGGAGUCUUCUGAAAAAGGCUUGCAUGACAGCCAACAGCGAAUAGCUGCAAGGGAGGCGGAGCUUGAACGAUGCAUGGAUGAGUUGGAGAGCAGUAAGUCUGACUUAAAAAGCUGUAAAAGUGAAUUGGAGAGUUUCAAUUUGGAAUUGGAGAAAGAGCGAGCAGAGUUGGAGAGCCUUACGGGUGAACUUGCAGCCUCCAGACAGAAAGAGCGAAUGUCCUCUAAUGAAAUCAUGCAGCUCAUGGGUACUGUAGAGGACCUGCAGAAGCGUUGCCACCAGGACAGCCUGUCUGAAGGUGACACCAUCCAACAAAUGCAGGAAGAGACUCUGAGGAAGCUCGAACUUCUCAGGGCAGAGCUGGAUGAGAUGUACGGCCAGCAAAUAGUCGAGAUGAAACGGGAGGUUAAUUUGCAGCAUGCAGCAAAAGUGGAGCAAAUGGCCGAGCAACAUCACGCUGAGCUUGAGCUUCUAAAAGCUCAGCAACUGUCUCAAAGCUCCACUGUUGGUGUGGAGGUGGACACGCUCAAUGCUAAGAUUAGAGAGCUGCAAGGGACAUUGGAGCAAUCCCAAGCCAUGCAGGAUAAAGCCAGACAUGAGCUUCGCCAAGUCGCCCAAGAGAAGUUUAACCUGCAGGCCAAGGUUCAGGAUCUUCUUCAAGAUCUCCGUUCUGCUAAAGAAAAAGUGGAGCGGGUCUCCCACAGUCUAAUCUCUCAGGAAAGCCAACGUGGUGAACUGCAGCGCCUCCAAGAGACCAUCCACAAUAUAAAGAGUGAGCUUGCUGCUGUCCAGGAAGCAGCACAAGAAAAAGAGAUACAACACGACUCUGAAGUAACCAAUUACAAGAUCAAGUUGGAGAUGCUGGAGAGGGAGAAAGACGCCGUGCUCGACCGCAUGGCGCAGUCACAGGAAGCAGAGCUGGAGCGACUGAGGACUCUGCUUCUGUUUAGUCAUGAGGAAGAGCUAACUCUUCUUAGGGAAGAUUUGCAAAGGGAGAGCUUCCUAAACACAGAAAACCUCCUCAAUGAAGCCGCUAUCAAACACGAGAAAGCGCUGGAUGAGCUGCGCAUUGGUUAUGAAGAAGAACUGCAUUUGUUACGUAGGGAGAAGGCAAGUUCUGCCACAGAGCAAGAUGAACUUUUUCACCAAAUUGUUGGACUAAAGGAAGAUCUAAAGCUUGCUCUGCACAGCUCCAAAGUGGAUGCGCUUGUCCAGCAGCUUCAAGAGCUUCAGGUGGAGCUUGAGGAACUGAGAAAGGGAGAAGGAGAACGAGCUCGACUGGAAAAUGAAAUUCAGUCGUUACUUAAAAAGACGGAGGCGCUUGGCAACCAGACAAAAGAGAGAGAACAAUGUUGGGAGAGCAAAUGGGAAGGGCAUGAAUUAGAAAAAGAGGGAUUGAUAGAAUCUAAUAACACUUUGAAAGAAGAGUUGGACUCAAAAAUCCUGAAAAUUGAGACACUUGCAGCAGAGAACAAUCAGAUACAGCAACGACUAGUUGGGCUUUGUGAGGAAAUUGAAACGCAGAAGACUACUUUCUCAUUUGCUGAGAAGAAUUUCGAGGUGAACUAUCAGGAGCUAAAGGAAGAGUACUCGUGUCUUAUUGAAGCGAAGACACAGCUGGAGGAGAGGACGCUGAAGGAGACACUUGAGUUUGAGGCAAAAAUGUCCAGCCUUCAGUCACAGAUUCAGGAGCUGGAGGAGAGCAGCAGAGAUGUAAAAAUGGAGGACAUGAAAACCGAUAGACUGGAACAAAUUGUGAUAGAAAAAGAUACUACUGAGCUAAUAGAGAAGUUUAAUUUUAUUUUGAUUGAGAAGGAAAGCCUGGCUGGGAGGCUUUCCGAAGUUACAGAGCAACUGAUGUUUACAGAGAGCAAAGUUGGACAGCUGGAAGAAGAGCUGGCGAGAGUGAGGAAAGCGAGUGUGAAGGUCAUCACACAAAGUGAAAGCCUGGGGAAAGAACAAGAACAGAAGCAAGAGAUUAUGAGAAAGAAGACGCGGGGGCAGGACGCACAGAGACAAUCUAAGCUCCAGCAAGAAGACCGACCCGAUGAACCAGUUUGUUCUUCUGGCGGGCAUCACCUUCAGAUUCAGUGUUUGCAAGAGGAGAUAAAGGCUCUUCAGUCCCUCUUACAGGCAACUGAAUCCGAGAGAUGCGGCAUCCAGCAGAACUCGGCGCCCCAGAGGCUUUCACAGGCUCCAUCUCCAGCAGCCACGGGGGAGGGACCUGUUGAAGGACGAUCCGCCCCGCACAAGCCCACAGCCUCAGGGUCAGGCCGGCGCAAGAGACGGCAGAGGUCGAAGCUGGAGCGCAAAGUGGGCACCCCUUUUUCAGACUGCAGAGAAGAAAAACAAAGGGAGGAGGCGGAGGAGGCAGAGGGGGAGGACGAGAGAGCAACAAGUGCUGCAGAGCAGGAGAUGCAGCCUCAGAUGGAGAGCCAGGUUAUGUCAUGUUCACAAGAGCGGGCCGGUAAGAAGGACUCCACUGACGGAUACCAGGGAGACAGAGACGACAGCAACAAACAGGUGAGCAGCCAUGGGACGGACCACCACACUGAGCCUGUCGCGUGUCGGGGAGCUGAGGGAGAGACUACUGAGCAUGGCGAGUGCAGGCUGCAGAUGGAGGCGCAACGCAUCAGCCUGUCUCAGAUCCACGCGGCCCAACUCGAGCUGCUGCAGGUGGAUUCGGACGCCCGCGCACAAACUCUGGAGCUGAAGCUGCAGAGCUGGAAAGAUCACAGUGAGCAGGAUGAGCCAAAAAUCUUCAAAUACCACAACAUGUUACAAGCUGUGUCAGAAGAAUGCAGUGAGAUCAUCCAGUGUUUUCAAAGGAUGUUUGGUGAAGAGGUUUUGAAGAGUGAUGCUGCAGAGGACCGGCCGCCCUCUUCAGUAGAAAGACCAGACUCUAGUGAAUCCAGCUCCGUCAUACUGGAGGCCAGAGAGCUCUACAGAGAUCUUCAGCAGGUGAAGGAAAGGAUUGAACAGGAACAUCAUCGACUGUCGCAGCUCCAGGCUCUGCUGAGAGCUGAUGGCAACAAGAUGACGGAGCUGCAGGUGGCAUACGAUGAACUGAAGAGCAGCAGUGAGAAGGAGCUCUCUGACCUGCGUGUGCAAGUUUCUAGCUCAAGCCCGUCUACAAGCAAAGAUCUGGAGGAGCGGGCUGGCGCACCAUCUACCUCCCUAACCAUGGAGCUAAAGAGGCUGAAGGCCGAGGAGCAGGAGAAGCAGCUCCAGCUGGAGGAGAGUCACAGACAAGAGAUGGAGCGUCUCCGAGCACACUACCAGCAGCAGGCCACAGAGAGUGAGGAGCGGUACGCCACCGAGCUCUUCAUGCUGCAGCAGCGACUGCAGGAGGUUGCAGGCACCCAGACCCACGACAGUGCUCCAGAGUCCAGCUGUGAGAGGAUGGAGGAGCAUGGAGAGGAACUAAAGCAGGUGCUGGGUGAGGAGGAGCUGUCAGAGGGAGGUGCGGAGUUGCGCUGGCCCAUCAGGUCUGCAGGCCUGACGGCACAGCUGCAGGCGCUGAGGAAAGCUCUCUACCACAAGUAUGUCCAAGAAGUAGCUGCUCUCAAAGAGGAGCACAACCGAGAGUUGAGGAAACUGACGGAGGAAAAGGAACAGGAGAGCAAAACGGUGAAGCGCCAGGAGGAGGGAGGAGAGAGAGGGCGGGAUCUCAACGGCGUUAACGGAGCGAGAAGCUCCAGUGAGCGCCUCGGGGCAGCUGGGCAGGCCGGGCUGGAAGACAAACAACACUGGGAGAGAGUGGAGGAGGAAGUUGCCAAGGCCAUAGUUCAGAUGUCCGUGGAGUUCGCGCAGCAGAUUGAGCUGGCUCGAAUAAACAAGCGUGCCUGCCAGAGGAGCGCCGCCAUGCAGACCAGGUCCGAUAAAGAGGAGGAGGAGGAGGAGAGGGAGAACGUGAACGUGGAGCGGAUGACUCCCAGAGCUCCUCUCACCUCGGGUGCCUGGGUGGAGGAAGUGGGGAAGGAGCGACUGGAGAGGGAGCUGGAGGAGAGGGACGCCGAGAUCCGAAAGUUAAAAGAGGAGCUGCAGAAAACCGAAUCAAGACCUGAGCAGGCCUUAAAGAAGACACAGGACGGUCAAGAGGAGUUUGAGGAAGGGGAAGACCCAGACGGACGAGGCGGGCCAGGAGUGAAGCAGACUGUUGGAGGCAAACUGUCAUCAGAGGAUGAUGGAGAGUCCUCCGAUAAGGACACUGAAAGAAAUGUCUUGCGUAAAGCAAACGAGAAACUCAGUCAAGUGCUGGUUGACGUCCUGAAGACCACAGCAGCAGCGGAGGAAACUAUGGGCCUCCACAUGCAGAGUCUGCGUGACGCUUCCAGCGGAGGGCAGCAGGCUGCACCGCCCGACUCCACCACACAGACGGCAGCCUGGCCGAGAGCCAACACCGAGCCCGCCAGACCUUUUGCAGCAGAAAGUGGCCAGGGCAACGAGACCGCCGCCGCAGCCGAUGUGAGUCUGUGGUCCGGGUUGACGGAGGCUGACGAGGGUCUGGAGGUGUCUCAGCAGAAGAUGGAAAGGCUGCUGCUGGGAGCGGGCACACAGCUGGAGAACGAGGAGUACCUGAUGGGAAUCAGCUGCCGGCUCCAAAUGGCUCUGGAGAAGAUGCUGAUGGCCAUCUCAGACACCACCAACCAGCUGGAACAUGCCCGGCUGACCCAAACGGAGCUGAUGCGGGAGUCCUUCCGCCACAACCGGGAGAUGAGCGAGCUGCUGCAGAAGCAGGAGGAGCUGCAGGAGAGGUUGUCAGAGGAGGCCCAGGCCCGCGAGCAGCUGGCUCUGGAACUGCACCACGCUGAGGGUUUGAUUGACGGCUACACGGGGGAACGAGCCGGGUUGGAGGAGCAGUUGCGUCAGAAGGAAGAGCUCCAGCUGAGCCUCGAGCAAGAGCUGCAGGUGACAGGCAGCAGGCUGCACGAGUUGGAGCAGGAGAGGCUUCAAAUGCAGGACGAGCGGGAGCUGCUGUCACGGCAACAAGACGCCAUGAGGGAGCACGCCGGUCCACGUGAGCUCCGCCUAGUUGAAGCUGCAAUGGUUGCAGCACCUGAAGCAGACCUUCUGGAGGAGACGGAGAAGCUGAUGAAAGAAAAGGUGGAGGUCCAGCGUCAGGCGGAGAAGGAGAACACCGACCUCUUGAAGCAGGUGAAGCUGCUGGAGGCGGAGCUUGAGGAGCAGGUCAACAAGGUGAUCGAGCUGGAGCACGAUCAGAGCUCCGAGAGCGGAGACCUCCGACAGCAGGUCCAAGCUCUGGAGAAACAGCUGGACAAGAACCGGAGGUUCCUCGAUGAACAAGCCGUGGACCGAGAACACGAGAGGGACUUCUUCCAGCAGGAGAUCCAGAAACUGGAACAACAGCUGAAGAAUCCUCAGAAGCUGCAGGCUGGGGCUGAGCUGAGAAACAAAGAGGUGGACCAGCUGACCACCCAGCUAAAGGAGAAGGCGGAUUGGUGCAGUGAGCUGCUGCUCAGCUCAGAGCAGCUGCGUCGUGAGUUGGGAGAGCGCGACGAAGAGAUUGACAAGCUGGAGAGCCGCAUCCGCGAGCUGGAGCAGGCCCUGCUGGCCAGCGCUGAGUCCCUGGAGAAGGUUGAACAAAAGAAGCAGAAUGUUUCUGUCACAGAGGAAAAACACGCUACACUGGAAGCUCAGUUGCAGACGGAGAGAGAAGCUCUGGAGCGGAAAGAGAAAGAGAUCUGUAACCUGGAAGAGCAGCUGGAGCAGUUCAGAGAGGAGCUGGAGAACAAGAGCGAGGAGGUGCAGCAGCUUCACAUGCAGCUGGAGAUCCAGAGGAAGGAGAUCAGCAGCCAGCAGCAAUAUCUAGAAACGAGGGACAGCAUGCUCCAGGUGAUGGAGGAGAAGGACAGGGAAAUAGCACUUCUUAAUGAACAAAUCACUAAGCUCCAACACAUGGGAACAGCCUCUGAUAACAAGGAAAUUGACGACAGGGAUGAGCUGAUUAAAGACUUUGAGUCCCAGGUGGAGUGCCACCGGAGUGAACAAGAGCGCUUGAAGAGGAAUAAGGAGGAGGAGCUUGACCAACUGAAUGCAGUCAUAGACAGACUUCAGCAGGAGCUGGCCAAUAUCGAGCAAAAGCAAGCCACAGAGGAUGACGAGGACACGAAGGCGGAGAGCUCCGUAUGUGGGGCAAGCAAAGAGGAAUACGAUGAGUUGAAGCAGAGAAUGGACCUGGCCACCAAAGAGAUCAACACUCUCAAAACAAAGCACAGUAAGCUGUUGGAGACAUACCUGCACCUGAAAGAGAGCGCAGAAGCUUUAGCUGAAAGUGAAAAAAUGGAGGGCUCAGGGGGUGAACUUGAAGAUGCUCUCAGAGAGAAAACUGCAGGCCUUGUGGUAAUGCAGGCUCAAGUACAAGCUUUAGAGCAGAGUGCAACAUCCAGAGUGGAAGAGUUGGACCUGUGCAUCCAGCAGCUCAAGGUGGAGGCCGGUGAAAAGGACAGCGAGUUAAGCCACUGUCUCCUCCUCGUGGAGCAAACGAAAAGCUUUGCAGCUGGUCUCCAACAGAGGGUCUCUAAUCUGGAGGAAAAUCUGAGGGAGAAACUGGCUUCAGCUCUUGUCAGCCAAGCCACACUGGAGGCUUUCCAGCAACAGCAGUCACAAGGAUCCAAAGAAAACCAGGACCAUCAGAGUCCCGCUGAGCCAAAUGUGCAGUCAAACAUCUAUGACUUUGGUGACUUCGGUAUUCCCCAAAUGGAUUUCGGUGGAGUUGGUCAAACGAGACAAGUUCCCACAGGGAAGGUGGUUCACCUGACCCAGAGGCUUCGGGAGCUGGAGGUGGGACUCAGUGGGAUGCAGAAAGACCAGGAGCUCCAGAAGCAGCUGCUCUCCAGCUCUGAGGAGGAGGUGCUGGAGUACGAGAGGAGGCUGGCCGUGCUGAUGGAUCUGCUCAGUCAGAUGAAGGCCAGGACACACCAGAGGACAUUGCCUGCUGUGGGGGCAUCAAUUCCUGGUGGUCAGCCAGCUGCUGUGACUGAGCUUCUUCAGGAGCUGCAGGAGGUUGGAGACGAGGCCUCGGCCACCAAAGAGCAGCUCGACUGCUACAAACAGAGCUGCAGCAAACUACAGGAGGAGCUCCAAGACAAAACCGUUACAAUAGAGAGACUAAAAGGCCAACUUCAAAAGGUAUCAUCUGGCGGCCCUGAGGAGACCAACAUGUCUGAGCUUCAGCGGGAGUUACUGGAGGCUCAAAAGGAGGCAGCUGCUGCCAAAGAGGAGCUGAACAGCUGCAGGGAGAGCUUGGACAAGCUCCAGGAGCUGCUGCAGGUACAAGCUGAAGAAAGCAGAGCCGACAUGACGGAGCUUCUCCAGGAGGUCAAAAACGAUGCGGCUUCCACCAAAGAGGAGCUCAAUAUCUACAGGCAGCAUAAUGAGAAACUUCAGGAGGACCUCCAAGUCCGCGAAGUUUCCAUUUCUAACCUCAAAGAGGAGCUCCAGGAGAUGAGAAAGAAUGUGGAAACCACCAAACAAGAGCUCAACAGCCAGCGGCAGCACAAUGAGAAACUACAGAAUGAACUACACGUCCGUGAGCUCUCCAUUUCUAAGCUCAAAGAGGAGCUCCAGGAGCUACGAACCGCCUGCAUGAAGACAGUGGAUUCUGGUUCUCCAGCUCCCUCUCCCUCUCCUCAGCCCAUCUCCUCUGAUUCCUCCUCCUCCACCACCCAACCGAAAAGGAAAGGAGGCAAACAGCCGGCUGGUAAAGGAAGCAGCGCCAAAGAUAAACCAUCUAUCUCCAGGAAAAACUCUGCCCCUUCCAGCCAGUCGUCCAACAAAUCUCACAGCUCUCGUCUGAACAGCAGCUCUGAGCAGCAACAGGUGGCGGUGGCGCACUCGUUCACGCAGACGGAACCUCUCCAAAUGUCCGACCUGGACCCGGAAAGCGAGUCUGCAAACAAAGACGAGAUUGAGGAGGUGAUCGGAGAGUUCCAGGAGAAGAUUGUACAGAUGCAGGAGCUUCACGCUGCAGAGAUCCUGGACAUGGAGGCUCGGCAUAUUUCAGAGAGCGAGAGCCUUCGUCGGGACACGCAGGCUCUGGAGGACGAGUGCAAGGCCCUCAAAGCGGUCAUCGACAAGCUGCGCUCCACAGAGGCCCCGUCAUCAAGACAAGACCGUCCCACGUCACUGUUCAAAGAUGGCUACACAAGUGACAGCAGCUCAGACUACAGCCAGCGGACUGGGUUUGACUUCCCACACUUGCAGCAGGAGUUCAGGUCGACCCCAGAGGGCGCGAGGAGAGAGACCGACGAUCAACUGCCUGACCGCAUCAAAACGUUGCUGCGCGAGGUGCACCAGGAGGGCAUGCAGGUGCUCUCUCUGACGGAGCUCCCUCUCACUGAGGGCGAGCCGGGCAGCCAGGUCGACGUCCCCAGCUGGCUGAAGGAGAGAGAUGCCUUACUGGCGACUGUAGAGUCUCUCAAAGGCCUCAUCACCCAGAUGCAGACACACAGAGAAACACAGAAGUCUGGCGGCGUGGACUGGCGUGCGGCGCUGCUGGAUGCCGUGCGGCAGGUGUUUAUGAGGGAGCGCAGCGUGCUGAAGAGCGCCCUCUACAGCCAGUUGGACCUGCUGGACACCAGCGACGCCAUCAUCCACCUCAAUCAGCUGGAGCGCAGACUGGCUGAACAGGACACCGAGCACAGAGAGGCGAUGGGGUCGCUCCACACUGCGGAUAGGUCCAGUCUCAUCUCUGAGAUUCAUCAGCUCCGAGGUCAACUCGAGCAGCUUCAUCAAGGUGCUCUACCUGUUGCGUCAUCGGGGAGUGAGCGUAGCAGGAAGGAGCAGGGAGGAGGAGCUGAUGGAGCAGCGGAGGCAGAUGGGCUGCUGGUGGAGGAGCUGAAGAGUGAACUGCUUCAGACUCAGCUGGAGCUGGAGACGACGCUCAAGGCUCAGCACAAACACCUCCAAGAGCUGGACACGCUCAGGGCAGAGGUAUCGCAGAAGGCUGCUGAGGUGGACACACUGAGCGACCAGCUGACUGAGGACAGGAAGAAGAGCAGAGAUCUUCAGUGGACCGUGGAGAAGGAGAAGUGUCGAACUGGGAAAAACGAGGAGAGUAAACGAGAAGAACUGGAGGACCUGAACCUUAGUCUGGAGGAGCAGAAGAGCCACGUGGCCCAGCUGACCCUGACCCUGGAACAGGAGCGCCAGCACUCCUCUCAGCUCUCCCAGCAAACCGACCAGGAGCGUCUCAGCCUCCAUCGACGCCUCCAGGAGUUCCAGGUCCAGCUGGAGACCGAGCGAGCCAAGGCCCUGGAGAUGAGCACUGCGCUGGGGAGGGAGCGGGAGCUGCGGACGGGUGUGUCCUCAGACAGCGGCUCCUCCAGUGAGCAGCGGGUCGAGGAGGAUAGGGGGGGGCACCACGAGGAAGGGAGUCUGCUGGAAAGACUGCAGAGGGAGCUGGAUGACAAACAUGCACAGGUGGUGCACCUCCUCAGUCAAGUGGAGGCUGAGAAGCUCGAGGUGGUACGGAAAGAGGAGGAGCUGACUCUGGGGAGUCAGAGGUCGAGACGGGACCAGGAGGUGCUGCUGGAGGCUCGGGCCAAGCUGGAGAGGCUGGAGGCGCAAAUGUCUGAGGCCCAGGAGCAGCUGGAGAGAGAGAUGGGGAGGAGGACGAGUCUCGAAGGAGAGAAAGAGAGACUGGAGGAGAGGUUGAACCAGUUCGCGGGGCAGAGAGGCGGGAGGGAGGAGAGCGGACAUCUUCAGGCCGAUGGCCACAGUCAGGCUGAGUCCAGCAACCGCACCAAAGACUGGGUGUUCCAGCAGAAGAGUGGAAAUGUUGUCGACAAGAUCUUGGACAAACUCAACCUCAUUUCCUCCAAGAUCCGCGGCAUGGCGAACCAGAAUACGGGCAGGCUGACUGCAGAGGUCGACAGUGAAGAGUUAUCUUUGGUGCAGUCCAAUGUUAAUGAGGUCAUCACUAUGCUGCAGCAAUCUCCAGGUCUACCCUCCGCCCCCGAGCAGAGUGUCCCCCUGCUAGUGGGAGGCUCCACCACCAGCUCCUCCAACUCCCUGACGGAGCGGCUGCUGAGGCAGAAUGCCGAGCUGACAGGUUUUGUCAGCCGUCUCACCGAAGAGAAGAACGAUCUGAGGAACCACACGCUGCGCUUGGAGGAAGAGCUCCGACGCUACCGGCAGGCUGGACUGGGAUCAGGCGACAGUUUCAGCAACAGGAGAGUUGUGUCGAAGGCGGACUCGUCAGGUAUGAUACUUUCCCAGGAGCGGGAGGCUUGGACGAGAGAGAAAGUCCGUCUGGAGAAAGCUUUACUUCUGGCCCAGGCCCAGGUGGCCCGACUCCGAGGAGAGAUCAGGACCGACGCCCUGCGAGAGAUAACGGGAUCUGAGGCUGACAAUGCUGCACUGAAGAGGAUGUACGGGAAGUACUUGAGGUCAGAAAGCUUCCGCAAAGCUCUGAUCUACCAGAAGAAGUAUCUGCUGUUACUGCUGGGCGGCUUCCAGGAGUGUGAAGAAGCCACGCUGUCGCUCCUCUCCAGGAUGGGCGGCCGGCCGGCGCUCCCCGGCCCCAAGGCCUUCAGCCAGCGACACCGGGGGCUGAUGCGCUUCCGCUCUGUCGUCCGAGUCUCUAUCGCCCUCUCCAGAAUGCGUUUCCUAGUGAAGCGGUGGCACAAAGCGACGGGGAGGAGCUCCACAACCUCCUGCAGCGUGAACAAGAACGGAGCAGGACAGAUUUUAGAGGUGAGAGACUCACCGUACCUUCACCCGGGCAGCGAGGACAUGUACAGAGAACGAGGAAGUGGAGGAAGUGCAGGAGGAGUCUCCGGCGGCAGGGGGAGAAGUGGACGGGAAUCCCCCCGAUCGGCUGUCUCCUCCACACACCACAGGCUUCACAUGGCCGGAGACCACGGAGCUCUCACCUGUUCCCACCUGCAGAGCUACGACCCCGACCGAGCGCUCACUGACUACAUCUCCAGACUGGAGGCGCUGCAGAGGCGGCUGGGGAGUGUGACAUCAGGUGCUUCUUCAUAUGCUCAAUUGCACUUUGGCUUGAGAAGAUAGACGGCGUCAUGUUACUUUGGCUUGAAGAAACUCAAGUUGCCUUUUCUCGUGCUGAGCGCUCUGCUGUUUUCUAUCAUUCUGGUGUGGACUGUAUCUUUCCAUGUGGACCAAAACACAUUUUUUUAUUAGUGUACGACAUGUUGUAUUCAGGCUUUUUGUCGCCAGCACUUGAAAAACAGCAAUGUUUGUAAAUGAAUCAGCCUCUGUGUUGUGGAUGAACUGCAAUCAUGUGUAUUUGUCUCAUGCUAAUUUAAGACCUUGUGAUUAAUUUAUAUGUUAUUGUGUUGUAUGGGUGGAGCGUUAUGUAGAGAAUGUUUGGGUUUAUCGUUAAGGAGGCUGCUACGGGAUAUUCUACACUACACUGUGUUUUGUUUAGGCCAGACGGACUACGGAGGACAUUUGUAGAGAACGUAUUUUUGUAAAGCGUAGGAGCUUUGAAUUUUAUGGGUAUUUUGUCAAAAACUGAAAUAAAGAGGAAUACAUUAUUUGAAA